AUGGCCUUCACCGUGCUGGGCCCGGUGGCCGCGCACGUGCUGUACCCGGAGCUGCGCCUGCUGUCGGAGGAGGAGGAGGAGGAGACCCGGAGCGAGAGCGACGCCUCGGAGCGCUCGUACGGCUGCUGCGAGGGCCGGGUCCCGGGCGGGCGCGGGCCGGUGGUGGUGGUGAAGCAGCGGCAGGCGGCCAACGCCCGCGAGCGCGACCGGACGCAGAGCGUCAACACGGCCUUCACCGCCCUGCGCACCCUGAUCCCCACCGAGCCGGUGGACCGCAAGCUCUCCAAGAUCGAGACGCUCCGCCUGGCCUCCAGCUACAUCUCCCACCUGGCCAACGUGCUGCUCCUGGGCGAGGGAGGCCCGGACGGCCAGCCCUGCUUCCGCGCCCUCUGCGGGGCCAAGGGCGAAGGAGGAGGCGCCGCCGGACCGCCCCGCAGCAUCUGCACCUUCUGCCUCAGCAACCAGCGCAAAGGGGGCAGCCGGAGGGAGCUCGCUGGUGGCAGCUGUCUGAAAGCCAGAGGCGGGAACCAGGUGAGGAUGCUGCGGCGGUGA
Messenger RNA from Protobothrops mucrosquamatus (brown spotted pit viper), 552 nucleotides. RefSeq names its product transcription factor 15 (gene TCF15). Gene Ontology annotation, molecular function: DNA-binding transcription factor activity, RNA polymerase II-specific; protein dimerization activity; RNA polymerase II transcription regulatory region sequence-specific DNA binding. The record is from RefSeq and is a predicted model, not a curated record. Gene Ontology annotation, biological process: regulation of transcription by RNA polymerase II; developmental process. The coding region runs from base 1 to 552 and encodes 183 amino acids. Lineage: Eukaryota; Metazoa; Chordata; Lepidosauria; Squamata; Viperidae. The transcript is spliced from 2 exons.